Melopsittacus undulatus (budgerigar) is the source of this 818-nucleotide messenger RNA. It is a transcript of the gene FAM237A, whose product is annotated as family with sequence similarity 237 member A. The coding region runs from base 45 to 593 and encodes 182 amino acids. The record is from RefSeq and is a predicted model, not a curated record. NCBI's taxonomy places the organism in Eukaryota, Metazoa, Chordata, Aves, Psittaciformes, Psittaculidae. The transcript has 3 exons.
AGCCCUGCCCUGCCCGCCCAGCACACCGGACCGCCGAGUGUACUAUGGACCUUGGGAACAGAAAAAGAAUCCACUACAACAUGAGACUUACCUACUCUCUGCUAAUCAUGGGAGCGUUCUACAUAACACCCUUCCUCUGCCAUAGCCAAAUUGAUCCACUAGCUCUUGGGAAAGCAGACCCCCAGUGUUGGGAAUCCUCCUCAGCUGUCCUACUGGAGAUGAGGAAGCCUCGUAUUUCUGACUCUGUCAGUGGCUUUUGGGACUUCAUGAUCUUCCUGAAAUCAUCAGAGAACUUGAAACAUGGGGCUUUGUUCUGGGACCUGGCUCAGCUCUUCUGGGAUAUCUAUGUGGACUGUGUGCUCUCCAGAACCCAUGGCCUAGGGAGAAGGCAGCUAGCAGAAGCUGAACAGAAGAUUGCUAGUCUGCGUUCUCAAUUCACAGUGAGAAACCAAGGGAUAUUUCCUCAUAUUCAGAGGUCACCAGUUCUGAAGAAGAAAGACUUGUUUGAAGAUUAUAUAAGUAUCCAUAUGCAUAAGAGCAUACCUACAUUACUUGGAAGAAUCACUGGAGAGCUAGGGAAAAAGAGGAAAUGACACAUUUAGUUGAAAAUCUUGAUUUGUGCAUAUGUUUAAGCUACUUCUCUUUAUUUGUUUUUUUUUUUCAUUUUAAUCCUCAUUGGUGUAAAUUUGUAUGCUGGAAGAAGACCUGUAACUAUGAGCACUGUAUUUCUGAUUAACCUGGACUUGUGGGGUUUUUUAAUUGCUUAUGAAUUCAGACUCCUUAAUAAACUGCAUGAUUUAUAAGCAGUUGCCUACUUU